AUGCGUCCCCAUUCCUUGUCAAGCCCCACAUCCCCCCUCACCAGCCCCACAUCCCCCCUCAUCAGCCCCACAUCCCCCCUCAUCAGCCCCACAUCCCCCCUCAUUAACCCCGCUCUUUCGCCGUUGCGCCGUUGCGCUCUUGAGCCCCCCCCAGAGCAGCGGCGCCUCCUCCUCACAACCCCCCAGAGCAGCGGCGCCUCCUCCUCCUCACAACCCCUCAGAGCAGCGGCGCCUCUCCCUCACAGCCCCCCAGAGCAGCGGCGCCUCCUCCUCACAACCCCCCAGAGCAGCGGCGCCUCCUACUCACAACCCCCCAGAGCAGCGGCGCCUCCUCCUCACAACCCCCCAGAACAGCGGCGCCUCUCCUCACAGCCCCCAGAGCAGCGGCGCCUCUCCUCACAGCCCCCCAGAGCAGCGGCGCCUCUCCCUCACAGCCCCCCACAGCUGCGGCGCCUCCUCCUCACAACCCCCCAUAGCAGCGGCGCCUCCUCCUCACAACCCCCCAGAGCAGCGGCGCCUCCUCCUCACAACCCCCCAGAACAGCGGCGCCUCUCCUCACAGCCCCCAGAGCAGCGGCGCCUCUCCUCACAGCCCCCCAGAGCAGCGGCGCCUCUCCCUCACAGCCCCCCACAGCUGCGGCGCCUCCUCCUCACAACCCCCCAGAGCAGCGGCGCCUCCUCCUCACAACCCCCCAGAGCAGCGGCGCCUCCUCCUCACAACCCCCCAGAGCAGCGGCGCCUCCUCCUCCUCACAACCCCUCAGAGCAGCGGCGCCUCUCCCUCACAGCCCCCCAGAGCAGCGGCGCCUCCUCCUCACAACCCCCCAGAGCAGCGGCGCCUCCUACUCACAACCCCCCAGAGCAGCGGCGCCUCCUCCUCACAACCCCCCAGAACAGCGGCGCCUCUCCUCACAGCCCCCAGAGCAGCGGCGCCUCCUCCUCAGAACCCACCAGAGCAGCGACGCCUCUCCUCACAACCCCCCAGAGCAGCGGCGCCUCCUCCUCACAACCCCCCAGAGCAGCGACGCCUCCUCCUCACAACCCCCCAGAGCAGCGACGCCUCUCCUCACAGCCCCCCAGAGCAGCGGCGCCUCCUCCUCACAACCCCCCAGAGCAGCGGCGCCUCCUCCUCACAACCCCCCAGAGCAGCGACGCCUCAUCCUCACAACCCCCCAGAGCAGCGACGCCUCAUCCUCACAACCCCCCAGAGCAGCGGCGCCUCCUCCUCACAACCCCCCAGAGCAGCGGCGCCUCUCCCUCACAACCCCCCAGAGCAGCGGCGCCUCCUCCUCACAGCCCCCCAGAGCAGCGGCGCCUCCUCCUCACAACCCCCCAGAGCAGCGGCGCCUCCUCACAACCCCCCAGAGCAGCGGCGCCUCUCCUCACAACCCCCCAGAGCAGCGGCGCCUCCUCCUCACAGCCCCCCAGAGCAGCGGCGCCUCCUCCUCACAACCCCCCAGAGCAGCGGCGCCUCCUCACAACCCCCCAGAGCAGCGGCGCCUCUCCUCACAACCCCCCAGAGCAGCGGCGCCUCCUCCUCACAACCCCCCAGAGCAGCGGCGCCUCUCCUCACAACCCCCCAGAGCAGCGGCGCCUCCUCCUCACAACCCCCCAGAGCAGCGACGCCUCCUCCUCACAACCCCCCAGAGCAGCGACGCCUCUCCUCACAGCCCCCCAGAGCAGCGGCGCCUCUCCUCACAACCCCCCAGAGCAGCGGCGCCUCCUCCUCACAACCCCCCAGAGCAGCGGCGCCUCUCCUCACAACCCCCCAGAGCAGCGACGCCUCCUCCUCACAACCCACCAGAGCAGCGGCGCCUCCUCCUCACAACCCCCCAGAGCAGCGACGCCUCCUCCUCACAACCCCCCAGAGCAGCGACGCCUCUCCUCACAGCCCCCCAGAGCAGCGGCGCCUCUCCUCACAACCCCCCAGAGCAGCGGCGCCUCCUCCUCACAACCCCCCAGAGCAGCGGCGCCUCUCCUCACAACCCCCCAGAGCAGCGACGCCUCCUCCUCACAACCCACCAGAGCAGCGGCGCCUCCUCCUCACAACCCCCCAGAGCAGCGGCGCCUCCUCCUCACCACCCCCCAGAGCAGCGACGCCUCCUCUUCACAACCCCCCAGAGCAGCGACGCCUCUCCUCACAACCCCCCAGAGCAGCGGCGCCUCCUCCUCACAACCCACCAGAGCAGCGGCGCCUCCUCCUCACAACCCCCCAUAGCAGCGGCGCCUCUCCCUCACAGUCCCCCAGAGCAGCGGCGCCUCCUCCUCACAGCCCCCAAGAGCAGCGGCGCCUCUCCUCACAACCCCCCAGAGCAGCGGCGCCUCCUCCUCACAACCCCCCAGAGCAGCGGCGCCUCCUCCUCACAACCCCCCAGAGCAGCGGCGCCUCUCCCUCACAACCCGCCGGAGCGUUCUGUUUGCGGCCGUGUGCACUAGACAUCAGCCAACCAAUGGCACGCCAUGCUCAUCUGAUGGUGGGGAGCUGCAAGGGAUGCUGCUGCUUGCUGCUCUCGCCCGGGAGGAUUUGUCCUCCUCUGGACGACUCACUUUCUGCGUCCACGCUUCUCCUGUAG
Molecule: messenger RNA, 2571 nt
Organism: Closterium sp. Naga37s-1
Lineage: Eukaryota; Viridiplantae; Streptophyta; Zygnematophyceae; Desmidiales; Closteriaceae
Source: the annotation of a GenBank genome assembly